ACAUGAUGUACGGUUUCUAUCAUUGAAGCGCCUCUGUUAGCUGAGUAAUUUCAACCGUGAAAAUUUAUGAUUACCUACGUCUGCCACUUUCCCUUUUCUUCGAGCGUUUACUGACCCAGGACUUUUGGUCAAGUGAAGGAAAACCACAGGCGCCUUCGCAAAUCGACCCUAAGACAAAAAAUUAAAAUUUAUGAUCUUGCUGUGUUGAGGCCUCGCAGAUCAAAGUCCAAUGUAAUUGUAGGAGUAAUCCCAAUUAAGAAGAAGAUGAGCCGUGAUUCCAUUCUUAUUUUGAUAUUUCUAUUGAGUUCUUGUUGGGUCAUUUGUGAGUGCUGAUGGUCUAACUGCAACAAUGAAACAACUUAUUCUUACGGCGACACAUAUUCCAGAAACCUGAACCAAGUUAUCAAUGAUCUGUAUCCCAACACAUCUGAUAUUCCAGAGUUUAGUACCUCUUCACAUGGUGAUUAUCCCAACACCGUCUAUGGCCUUUUGCAAUGUGUCGGGAAUAUAUCAGCAGAAAAGUGUUCCGAUUGUUGGAAGAAUGCAAGUAAAACCGUUAGUGAACACUGUGGCAAUGCCAAAGAUGGGCGAGUAUGGAUGGAUACUGUUUCUUGCGUUAUGACAACAAUGAUUUCUUUUCGGAUCUAGAUAUCGCUGUGAUUUCCUUUCCCAAUGAAAGUCAUAUCACUAGCAAUUUAGAGGCUUACAAGGACACAGUAACUAGGCUUCUGAAGAGUACUCUGUCUGAGAAAGCCUACGAGCCUGCAAAUAGGGGCUUCGCUAUGGGAUCGGCUAACUACACCAGCACCGGAGAAGUCUACGGUCUACUCCAGUGUUGGAGAACUAUGGAGAGCGAUGAUUGCAAGAAGUGCUUCUUGUAUGCGAGGAACCAGGCACACAGUUGUUGCUCAAACCGAAAAGGAGCUCAAGUUCUGUCCACAAGCUGCAAGAUAAGAUAUGAGAUAUACCCCUUUUUUGGCUCUGCAGAGUCGAUGUUACCUUUGGAAUCAAACAAUCCAACAACUCCUUCACCUCCCACAUCUACCACAGAAUCACAUAGUUCUGGAAAGUCCUCGGUAACGUUGCCUAUAAUAUUGGGGCUCGUGGGGGCCCUGAUUCUGGUGUUUCCUAUUUGCGUGAUUGCAAUGAGAAAAAGAAUGGCAUCUACUAUUUCUGGGAGGGAAAUAACUUUAGUUACCCACAACGAAGAGAGGCGAGGAUAUUCUCCUGAAGCCAGAUUAAUUAUGCAGGAGAAACAUUUUGUGUUCAGUUUAGAAGAACUUGCAGAAUCCACACAAAAUUUUGAUGAGAAUAAGAAGCUUGGAGUGGGAGGUUUUGGUGUCGUCUACAAGGGAACAUCUAGAGACGGAAAGGAAAUAGCUGUGAAAAAACUGUCUGCAAGAUCUACGCAAGGCAAGAAAGAAUUAAUGAACGAAGUGAAGUUGCUGGCCAAUGUUCAGCACCGAAAUCUUGUGAAGCUAUUGGGAUGUUGUGUUGAGGGAGAGGAAAUGUUGCUUGUUUAUGAAUACUUUCCCAAGAAGAGCUUGGACACUUUUCUAUUUGAUCCGGAAAAGCGCAGAGAGUUAAGUUGGCAAAAGCGUUAUAACAUUAUAAUUGGAAUCGCCUAUGGCCUUCUCUAUCUUCACGAGGAUUCACAAUUGAAAAUUAUUCACAGAGAUAUUAAAGCAAACAACAUUUUACUUGAUGAGAAACUCAAUGCCAAGAUAGCUGACUUUGGCCUAGCUAGAUUAUUUGUUGGAGAUGAAACACAUGUCAAUACAAAAGCUGCAGGCACAUAGUAAGGAUCCUCGCAAUGAUGAUAUUGUGCUAAGUACUUAUAGAUCUAUAUCAGUGAUGGCUAUAAAUUGUUGGGUUUCUUUGUUAUUUUGUAAAUUACUUUGUCUAUAUUGCAGUGGUUACAUGGCUCUAGAGUAUGCAAUGCA
Messenger RNA from Cryptomeria japonica (Japanese cedar), 1943 nucleotides. RefSeq names its product cysteine-rich receptor-like protein kinase 25. The transcript has 5 exons. Lineage: Eukaryota; Viridiplantae; Streptophyta; Pinopsida; Cupressales; Cupressaceae. Gene Ontology annotation, molecular function: protein kinase activity; ATP binding. The coding region runs from base 594 to 1799 and encodes 401 amino acids. Gene Ontology annotation, biological process: protein phosphorylation. The record is from RefSeq and is a predicted model, not a curated record.